ACGCGUGCCCGCGGCGGGAGCCCCGGCGCGCCGCCCCGAGUCCCGCCGACCCCCGGCUUGCGGCGGGAGCCCCGAGCCCCGCCGACCCCCGGCUUGCGGCGGGAGCCCCGAGCCCCGCCGACCCCCGGCCUGCGCGGGGAGCCCCGGUGGGAGCCGCGGCGGGAGCCCCGAGCCCCGCCGACCCCCGGCCUGCGCGGGGAGCCCCGGUGGGAGCCGCGGCGGGAGCCCCGAGCCCCGCCGACCCCCGGCUUGCGGUGGGAGCCCCGAGCCCCGCCGACCCCCGGUCUGCGCGGGGAGCCCCGGUGGGAGCCGCGGCGGGAGCCCCGAGCCCCGCCGACCCCCGGCCUGCGCGGGGAGCCCCGGUGGGAGCCGCGGCGGGAGCCCCGAGCCCCGCCGACCCCCGGCCUGCGCGGGGAGCCCCGGCCCGCCGCGUCGAGGGGCUCGCUGUGCCCGGAGCCUGCGGAGUCCUGCGUCGCCCGCUGAAACGACCCGCGGUUGGUGCCGCUGGUGUCUCCCGGGGCGCCAGCCCCUGCACGGCUGCCGACCGGAGUGUGACAGGCCUAGGAGAGACUGCGCUGGGCCAGGGGCUGCCACCUGUUGGGGCCGCGGCCCUGACGGAAGCUCACCGCACGUCGCAGUUCGGGAUGCAGCCCGACGAGGCAACGGGAAGUUUCACGGAGCCGUGCUUGCGCCUCGCAUGCUGUGCGCGCGGUGUUCUCUCCACGGUGUUCGAGGCCCAAGUAAACGAUUGGGGGAUCCCGGGCUGCGACGUGCGGUUUGGGAGAACAUUGCUCCGUUUCGUGGGUCCCCGUCAGCUUUUGCCUAACGUGAGCUAGAAGGGAAGAUAAGGUGUAUAAUGAAUCCAAAUAUGAAGCAGAAACAAGAAGAAAUCAAAGAGAAUGUAAAGAAUAGUCCUGUGCCAAGAAGAACUCUGAAGAUGAUUCAGCCUUCAGCAGCUGGAUCACUUGUUGGAAGAGAGAAUGAGUUGGUUAAAGCCUUGUCCAAAAGGAAACAUUGGAACGACCAGUUAACAUCUAAGGCUUCCAGCUCUGGAGUUGUUUUUGUCCCAGAACAUAGUGAAAAUAAAAAUUUUAGUGAAGUUACUCAAGAAGCGUUUGAUCUUAUGAUUGCAGAAAAUCCAUCCUCUCAAUAUUGGAAAGAAGUGGCAGAAAAACGGAGGAAGGCGCUCUAUGAAGCACUUAAGGAAAAUGAGAAACUUCACAAAGAAAUUGAACAAAAGGACAGUGAAAUUGCCCGCCUGAAGAAGGAAAACAAAGAACUGGCAGAGGUAGCAGAGCAUGUGCAGUAUAUGGCAGAGGUGAUAGAGAGACUGCAUGAGGAACCUCUGGGUAACUCUGAAUCACCAAACAGUCAGGAGUGUGACUCGGAAGAGGAAACCAGUGAGGACUCGGACGUGGAAGCCCCAGAUGCUGGUACGUGUGCUGAAGAUGCUGUGUCUUCCUCGACAGAUGCAAAACCGUGUGUGUGAAAGUCACGCUUGUCUGACUUGAGAAACUUACUGCCAGAGUUACCUCCACUAGAGCUCUUUGUAGCAGAGCAAACAGCUGUACUGCGGAGUUGGAAUCAGACCUCCUUGUUUGAAUCCUGGGACCCCCGUUGCAUUAAAAUACAAAUACUAUGUAUUUUUAAUCUGUGAUGUUUUAUGUAAAUAGCAUUUUCUCAGUGGUCAAACAUGACUUGUGUAUAUGAUAAAUAAACUUCAGUCUCUUGUUGAGCAUUGUGUGUAUCUGGGAAGAAUGAAGUAUAAC
This is a messenger RNA of Mirounga angustirostris (Northern elephant seal), 1769 nucleotides long. RefSeq names its product geminin DNA replication inhibitor (gene GMNN). The record is from RefSeq and is a predicted model, not a curated record. Gene Ontology annotation, cellular component: nucleus. The transcript has 7 exons. Gene Ontology annotation, biological process: negative regulation of DNA replication; negative regulation of cell cycle. NCBI's taxonomy places the organism in Eukaryota, Metazoa, Chordata, Mammalia, Carnivora, Phocidae. The coding region runs from base 857 to 1489 and encodes 210 amino acids.